CACAAUUGCCUAACAUGACGUUUGCCCAAGUGGUUGACCAAGGGUUGAAAGGAGAGAAGCAAUGGGAAGAAAGGAAGAAGAGAGACGCCGAGGAGGCGAAAAAGAGAAAGUGGGAGAGUCAUGGCUCCCAAGGUUCCAACAAAAAGGGGAACCACGGAGGAGGAUCUUUCCGGGCACCACCGCCACCAUAUGGGGGGAACCAAGGCCCGAGUGGGCAAGGCGCGAGGUCACAAACCUCAGUGGUAGCUCGUUGCAACAAUUGCAAGAAGAACCACUCCGGUAAAUGUCGCGACCCCCCUAGAUGUUUUCAAUGCGGGGAUGCCGGGCAUUUGAAGGCACAUUGCCCACAAUUGAGUGGGGCAAGGACAUCGGGGCCGAGUAGCGGUCCGACGGGUACACGGAAUCAAACCGGAGCUUCUCAAGCGAGCCGGGGACAUGGGGGAGCGAGUACGAGCAACGCGCCAUCCGUGAAUCAAGGAAGAACUCAAGCUAGAGUUUAUGCGAUGACGGAGGCGGAUGCUCGAGCUAACCCGGACUCGGUUGCAGGUUGAGGCUAGAGCUUGCUUCCUGUGCUCGUUGAUCGAGUGAUUCCUUGGAGAGAAGACUUGCCUCCAGAUCCGCUCGUAGGGUUCCAGUUCGCAGCAGCGCCUGCUCCCGUCAUCGUCAACCCCUCCAGCCGCUGCCUCCGCACGACGCCACUCCAGCCACUGCCUCCGCACGCCGCUGCCUCCGCACGCCGCCCCUCCAGCCGCUGCCUCCGCACGCUGCCCCUCCAGCCGCUGCCUCCGCACGACGCCACUCCAGUCGUUGCCUCCGCACGCCGCCCCUCCAAGCCGCAUCCGUCGAAUGCUGCCCCUCCCAACCGCCUCCCUAAACGCCGCCCCUGCCAACCGCCUUCCCCGAAUGCCGCUUCUCCCAGAUGUAGACAUCGAAUGCCCCCCUCCUAGUAAAGUCCUUUGCCGGCUCAUAUUGGCUCAAUAGAGGUGUCAGCGGCUAAAGGAAGGGGAUGACUAAAGAUCAGCAAACAAAGCACAGAAAAGGUGUAGCAAGGAAAGUAUCAAACUAUAUUCAGUUACUUCACACUGAUACAUUAAUUAAAGAGGGUUGGGAUGAUUCGUAUGUUCCACGAACAGAUGAGGGUCUCUUGAAGUGGAAAUACCCAGAAAUGAACUCAGUUGUUUCCCUGUUUGAGUUACCGUCUCUUGGAAACAUGCAUGAUGAGAUUGAUUUCAAGUUCUUGAGAGAUUCUUGCAGAUUCACUAUGGAUAACAUUCCAAUAAGAGUGUUCACCAACAACAAAGCGAUGGGUGUGCCGUUCCUAAAUAAUCAGUUGAUGAAGGUUUACGCCAGCCUGUGGAAUGCAGAUGAUCAAGCAACGCAGGGUGGGCUGGACAAAAAAGACUGUUUAAAGGCUCUAUUUUCGGCGUCAUACAUGGACUUCAACGCCAAUGCCUGUUUCUGAUAUUGUCAGUCGUCGAGUUGCAGUUUGACACAGUCAAUCAAUGGCGUCCAGGAUUUGCAGAGUCAAGAUCUUGAUGCCAAGAGCAGAAACAAGCUCCAAUGGGUGCAACAGAAGUUCACACACAGUCUUCCUCCUAAAUGCAAGCACCAGAGGUUCUGAUGUUCAUUUCUAGUUAAGUUAGGUUUAUGAUCAGCUAGCUCGAUAUGUUCUUCUACUUGUUUAUUUAGUCUCUCAGUAUAAUUUAAUUUAAUUUGUAGAAUACUGGUAUUUCGUAUUCUUUUUUAAUGUAUUGUGGAUUAAUUUGUAGAACACUGGUAGUUCGUAUUCUUUUGAAUGUAUUGUGGAUUAAUGAAAGUGCUUUAACUUAAAAAGUCUAAGCUUUUGA
Molecule: messenger RNA, 1847 nt
Organism: Cuscuta epithymum
Lineage: Eukaryota; Viridiplantae; Streptophyta; Magnoliopsida; Solanales; Convolvulaceae
Source: the annotation of a GenBank genome assembly